AUGAUUGCAAUAAUUCUGCUAGUAAUCUUCAUCAGCUCUCUGUAUCUUUACGGUACGAGGAACCACGACUACUGGAAGAAGAGAGGGGUGAAGCAUGAGAAACCAAUUCCCCUAUUCGGCAACGACACCAAGCGCCAUCUCCUACAGAAGAACGUUACUCAGAUGGCGGUGGACACAUAUUGGAAGUUUCCAGAAGAACGCUUCGUUGGCUACUACCGAGGAAGCAUACCUGAACUAGUGGUGAGAGAUCCAGACCUCAUAAAAAGUAUUAUAAUAACUGAUUUCAAUAACUUCUACUCCCGCGGCCUCUCUCCUGAACAUAAAGUUAUUGAACCUUUACUGCGUAAUUUGUUCUUCGCGGAUGGAGAUCUGUGGAGGCUGCUACGCCAGCGGAUGAGUCCGGCGUUUACGAGUGGUAAGUUAAAAGCCAUGUUUCCACUUAUCGUCGACCGCGCUGAAAAGUUGCAAGCGAGAGCGCUUGCAGCCGCUGCAUCUGGAACUCCUAUAGAUGCACGAGAUCUCAUGGCACGAUACACAACCGAUUUCAUUGGUGCCUGUGGCUUCGGACUCGAUGCAGAUUCACUGAACGAUGACAAUUCUAGAGUAAGAAAACUGGGCGCUAAAAUUUUCAAUUUAACUCUAUCACGUGCAUUUACAGUAAUACUAAAAACACUGUUUCCUGAUGUGUUCAAGCACCUUAAAUUUCUCGGUCAAGAUCUGGAAGAUGAUGUAGUAAGUUUGGUAAAUGCCAUACAAAAGCAAAGAAAUUAUGAACCAUCAGGCCGUAAUGACUUCAUAGAUAUGCUAUUAGAAUUAAAACAAAAAGGCAAAAUUGUAGUAGAAUCUCUGGAACGAGUGAAGCCAGAUGGCAGCCCGGAGAUAGCAGAACUCGAAAUGGAUAACUACUUGCUAGCAGCUCAGGCCUUUAUAUUCUUCGCAGCUGGUUUCGAAACUUCAUCAUCGGCUACCAGCUUUACACUACACCAACUGGCUUACAAUCCUAGCGUUCAAAAGAAAGUACAAGAAAAUAUAGAUGCAGUAUUAAAUAAAUAUGACAAUAAACUAAGCUAUGAUGCAAUAAAAGAAAUGACAUACUUACAGUGGAGUUUCCAGGAGGGAAUGAGAAUGUUUCCAUCAUCAGGAUUUCUGAUGAGAAGGUGCGUGAAGAAAUACACGAUACCUGGUACUGAUAUAACAAUUGAUGAAGGUGUUAAGGUGACUAUUCCGAUACAGGCCUUGCACAAUGAUCCUAAAUAUUUUGAUAAUCCAACACAAUUCAGACCAGAGAGGUUCUCACCCGAGGAAGUAAGCAAGAGGCACAAAUUUGUUUAUUUGCCGUUUGGAGAUGGACCCCGCUCCUGUAUUGGAGGUCGUCUGGGCCAGAUGCAGUCUGUGGCGGGCCUGGCCGCGGUUCUAGCUCGGUUCACUGUUGAACCGGCUUCAGAAUCCAAGAAGGAGCUGACAUCAGACCCCAAGUCCAGCAUCGUGCAGAACAUCAUUGGCGGUAUACCACUUAUAUUCCGUGAAAGAAAGGACAAAACGUGUUAA
This is a messenger RNA of Achroia grisella, 1548 nucleotides long. Its product is annotated as cytochrome P450 6B6-like. The transcript has 2 exons. NCBI's taxonomy places the organism in Eukaryota, Metazoa, Arthropoda, Insecta, Lepidoptera, Pyralidae. The record is from RefSeq and is a predicted model, not a curated record. Gene Ontology annotation, molecular function: monooxygenase activity; oxidoreductase activity, acting on paired donors, with incorporation or reduction of molecular oxygen; heme binding. The coding region runs from base 1 to 1548 and encodes 515 amino acids.